GUCUCUGUUCAAUCCUCUCUUCAAUUUCUCCACACUGAAACCCUAAUUUCACAACAGAGAAAAGAAACAGAUGAUGGAGUCAGGUCUUCCUUCGAAGACGUUCUCGGGUGUUCGCUUCGCCCUCGUCGGAUUCAAUCCCACCGAUGGCAACACGUUACGGUCAAAGCUUCAGAGUGGUGGUGGUGUUGAUGUUGGCCAAUGCAGUCAAGACUUUACUCACCUCAUUGUAGACAAACUUGUUUAUGAUGAUCCGGUUUGUGUUGCUGCUCGAAGCAGUGGGAAAGUGGUUGUUACUGGGUCGUGGGUUCAUCACAGUUUCGACGUUGGAAUGCUUAUUGAUUCAAAUUCGGUUUUGUAUAGGCCUCUUAGAGAUUUGAAUGGGAUUCCAGGUUCCAAGAGCUUAAUUGUGUGCUUGACUGGGUACCAACGUCAAGAUAGAGAAGACAUUAUGACAAUGGUUGAUUUGAUGGGUGGGCAGUUCUCUAAGCCCUUGGUUGCUAACCGAAUAACUCAUCUUAUAUGCUACAAGUUUGAGGGAGAAAAGUAUGAGCUAGCUAAGCGGAUGAAGAGGAUUAAGAUAGUGAACCACCGGUGGUUAGAGGACUGCUUAAAGAACUGGAAGCUCCUUCCUGAGGCUGACUACGAGAUAAGUGGCUAUGACCUGGAGAUGAUGGAGGCUUCAGCUCGGGAUUCUGAGGACGAAGCAGAAGAUGCCUCUGUGAAGCGUGCGAACAACAGUCCUCUUGGUCUUAGGGUCGGUACUGUAGCUACAGUUAAAAUGCCCAAGUCAGAAGGAAAAGAUAUUCCGGUUGUCCAAACAAAACCAGAUGAACAGGGCGGUUCAUCACUAUGCAAUACGUCCAAAGAUAAUUGGUUAACUCCUAAAAAGAUGGAAAACACGGUCUCUACUGAUGCAGUUGCUGCUCAGCAGAAAGCAGGCACAUCUCAGAAUACUUCUAGUUAUGCGUCCCCUGUUCAAGUCAACAAGACUUCUGAGAGAGUGAUGGGCAAAAUGGAGACUGAUGGCACAACACCUGUUAACGUGAGUAUCAGAAGGCAUUCUUCUCUAGCCACUUAUUCAAGGAAAACACUUCAGAGAUCGCCAGAAACAAGUACCUUGGGAAACGAGUCAAGUUGCCAAAACGGUACCUUGAGAAUGGAUGACAGAGGCCUAAAAGCUUCGUCUGCCUUUAAUAUCUCUGCAUCAAAGUCAGGUUCUUCCUUGGAAAGAACGACACUCUUUCAGGAUCUUGAUAAGAUUGAUAAGUUGGAUGGCGAGGUGUCUCCUCGUCCCGUGUUGCCUCAGGGGAAACUAACAGAUGGAUCUGUCAGUAGCAAAGGUUCAGAAAAGAUACACCACAGCAGCGAGGCAAGUAUUCCACUACCCACUAGUUUGUUACCGCAGGAAUUAAGAACGGGUUCGCCUAAAGAAAACCUUAGGCCUGUGCCGAGCAUUAACGAUCCAACUGAAAGGAGGAAAGUUGGCCAUAACUCGCCUGCUAUAUCAACUGCAGAGAAAAUCAUUUCGAAAGGUGUACCGGAUGAAAUACCGGAGAGGUCAUCAGUUGAGCCAAUGAUGGGCAAUAUCUCGUUGCAGGAACCAAGAUCAGGCUCACCUAAACAAAACCUUAUGGUUGUGCCAAACAUCAAUGACAACACUGAAGGUAAGGAAGUUGCACAUAAUUUGGAUAUGACUGAUUCGGCAACUAAGCUAUUCAGUUCAAGUGGUGUGUUAAUGGAAGCUGAUAAAUGGGCUGCACUAGAUAAAGUACCUGAAAGAUCCGUAACUGAGCCUGUAAUGAUGAGAUCUAGCACCUCUCCUGGGACGGGUUUAACAGGAAUGAUGGAUCAAGUAGAAACAGAGCUGCCCAAGAAGAAAACAGCUCCAAGAAAGACUCUAGGGACCAGAGGCAGGAAAAAGAACCCUAUUAGCCAAAAGGGAUCUAUAUACUUGAGCGAACCUACCCCAAAGGACGAGCACACUGAUGGUCUAAUCAAAGGAAACGUUUUGGCUUCGGCAACAGAUGAUGGCAAUCAGAAAGAGAUAUCAAGUCCUGUCCUAAAUGCUGAGGUUUUACCAGAAAUGGCCAAACGUAGUGACUCAGAGACUGAAGCCCUUGAUAGAGUUGACUCUGAUAAGCUGCAGGCUAAGACCCCAGAGGAAGCUGAUGCAGAGGCGGAAAUUACAAUGCUAGAAUCAGAGCUUGCUGAUGUUCCAACUAAAGAUCCAAGUGAUGGUGCAUUACAAUUAGGGGCCACUAAGAGUAAUAAUAAACGCACGGGGAAGGCUACUGUGGGUAAAAAUAGCCUUCUAAGUGGGAAGAAAGGAAGUUCUUCAAUAGCCCAAGUAGGAAAUUCUGGUAACAUGAAGACCAAAAAGUCUAGAAAAGAAGAUGAUGCCAAAGCAAACGAUACAGUGAUGGAGGAUAUAAGGGAUAAAUCAGCGAACGAGAUGGAAAGCUCUGCAUUGGAAAAUGAAUCUGGGAAGGUCAGUUCUGGUGGAGACCAAAGCCCAGCUACUGGAGAAACAUUAGUAAGUACUGAAGCUGAAACUAAGGAUCCAAGCGAUGCUCCAGUGCAAUUAGCAGUUGGUAAGAAUAAUGGCAAACGCAGAAAGGAAGCCACUGGUGGAAAAAAUAAGCUUCAAAGUGGGAAGAAAAGAAGGUCUUCUACAGUCGAACCUGAAAAGGAUAGUGUCAAAAAGACUAAAAAGUCCAAAAAUGAUGAUGAGACGGAAGCAAACGAUGCUGUGAUGAAUGGUAUAGGGAUUAACUCUGCAGAAGUGAACGAGAAGGUAGCCGUGGAUAAGAAACCUGAGGAUGUCAGUUCUGAAGGAGUUCAAAGCCCAGUUGCAAGGAAACCAUUAGCAAGAAAGGAGAAAGUAGCGAAGGACGAUGCUGCAAUGCAGUUGGAGGUUCCUAAGAAUAAGCGUAAAAACAGAAAGGAGGCAACUGUAGAAAGAAGUAGCCUUCAAAGUGGAGAGAAAGAAAGUUCUUCGACAAUUGAAGUAGGAACAUCCAGUGUCAAGAAACCUAAAAAGUCUAAGAAGGAAAGUGCCGCCAAAGUAACCGACACUGUGAUGAAAGACGUAGAUGAUAACUCUGCAGAAGAGAAGGAGAACACUGCAGUGGAUAAUAAAUCUGGUAGAGACAAAAGCCUAAGAAAGAAAGCUGCAAAGUCAGCUAAAACGGGGACAAAGGCGGUGAAAGAGUCAAAGCAGCUCAGUAAAAAAGCUCUACAGGAACAGAAACAGGAACCCAAGCAUUUUAUAGUCAGUGGUCCUAAGGUCCAGAGAAAGGAAUACCAGAAGAUCCUUAGGCUUUUAAAAGGCAAAAGUUGCAGGGAUUCUCAUCAGUGGUCUUAUCAAGCUACACAUUUCAUUGCUCCUGAAAUCCGUAGGACUGAAAAGUUUUUCGCUGCUGCUGCUUCUGGAAGUUGGAUUCUGAAAACUGAUUAUGUGGCUGAUUCAAAGGAAGCUGGGAAGCUAUUACCAGAGGAGCCUUAUGAAUGGCACAGUACUGGUCUUAGUGCUGAUGGUACAAUAAGCCUUGAGUCCCCAAGGAAAUGGCGGCUCGUCAAGGAGCAAACAGGACAUGGGGCUUUACAAGGCCUGCGCAUUGUUGUAUACGGUGACUGCUCCAUCCCUUCUUUGGACACGUUGAAGCGAGCUGUGAAAGCAGGGGAUGGUACUAUACUAGCAACCGCACCGCCUUACACGCGGUUCUUGAAUCAGAACACUGAUUUCGCGUUGAUAAGCCCCGGGACGCCGCGUGAUGAUGUCUGGAUCCAGGAGUUCAUACGGCACGAGAUCCCUUGCGUCCUCGCGGAUUACAUUGUGGAGUACGUUUGCAAACCUGGAUACGCACUUGACAAGCACGUGCUCUACAAUACAAACACAUGGGCAGAAAGGUCUUUUAAGAAGCUCCAGCUUAGUGCUAGAGACUAAAGAGGAAGAAGCUCAGCUGGUGCAUGUUGCUUGUGACUCACGGAGCUAUAUGAUAACCCAAAAUCAUUUCUCCCUCACAAACUUCAUGUUCUUCAUGCCUGUUUAUCUCUUAUGUAAUAAAUAUAUCAAUCGCAUUAACUUGUUUUGGUGACUUUGUAAAAUAAUAACAAGUUUGGAGAUUCAAGUUAAAAUAGAUUAUUUCUUCGGU
Eruca vesicaria subsp. sativa (arugula) is the source of this 4154-nucleotide messenger RNA. The record is from the annotation of a GenBank genome assembly. NCBI's taxonomy places the organism in Eukaryota, Viridiplantae, Streptophyta, Magnoliopsida, Brassicales, Brassicaceae.